AUGUCUAAGAUAGACAAACUAUCCAUUUCGGGCGUUCGAUCCUUCAGUCAUCUCACUCGAGAGACUAUCCAAUUCAACACUCCUCUCACUCUCAUCGUGGGGUAUAAUGGUUCAGGUAAAACUACCAUAAUCGAGUGUCUUAAAUAUGCCACCACCGGCGAGCUACCUCCCAACAGCAAGGGAGGAGCUUUCAUUCACGAUCCUAAGCUAUGUGGAGAACGAGAGGUUUUGGCGCAGGUUAAGCUCAAGUUCAAAGUUCCUCCUGAUACUACUUAUGUGGUCACCCGUAGUCUACAGCUCACCGUGAAGAAGACCACGAGGUCCCAGAAAACCCUCGAGGGUACCCUCCUUACCGACCAUGGGGGUGAAAAGAACUCAACCUCUUCUAGAGUAAUUAACCUCGAUACUGCCGUUCCUACCAGUCUAGGUGUCGCCCCAGCUAUCCUCGACGCUGUAAUAUUCUGCCAUCAAGACGAAUCGUUAUGGCCUAUGAGCGAACCUUCCGCUCUCAAAAAACGGUUCGAUGAGAUCUUCGAGGCCAUGAAAUAUACCAAAGCAAUUGAUAACCUCAAGUUGCUAAAAAAGAAACAGGGGGAAGACCUACAAAAAUAUAAGAUCAUGGAAGGCCAAGACAAGGCCAACAAGGAGAAGGCCGACAAAUGUGAAAAGCGGUCUCAGGAACUAUUUCAAGAAAUCGAGCGGUUACGGAAGGAAUGUGAACAGAUGGAGAAGGAGAAGAACGAGGCUGAUCAGAACGCUGUCGAGAUGCACCGGGAGGCGAACAGCUUUCUCAACAUCGUGAACGAUUUGAAGAGCAACCAGCGAGAACUUGGCUACCUUCAACAGAAAUUAGAGGAGACGAAAUCUAGAAUGACUGAGAUGGACGAGCCCGACGACUGGUUGCAGGACACUUUAGCACAGUACGAAGAUCGGGUCACAAGACUCGAACAGGAACACAAAGAAAACAUUGAGCAAUUCCGGCAGUUCCAAAAGGAUCACUCGAGGACUGGUGAUGAGAUAAAAGAGAAGCUAGCAGAACAGGGUAUGCACCAAUCCGACAAAGCCAAGUACGAACGCCAGCUUGCUUUACGGAUCGAGCACAUCCAUCAAGCAGCCCAAUUGCAUAGUAUUCGUGGGUUCGAUGGAGAUCUGGAUGAUCGCAAGGUCCAAGCAUUUCAGGAGCGGAUUCAAACUCUUCUAGCAGACAAAAAGCGAGAAUUUGAGAGUCUACAGUCAGAAAAUGCUGACGAGCUUGAAAAGAAGAGAGCCGCCAUUGGCGACUUAGACAAUCAGAAGGCGCGCCAUACGCAAAACCGCGUUUUUGCGAGGCAAGCAAUUGGCAAGAUAGAGAAACGAAUUGCAGCCCUGCAAAAAGACCUCAGCUCUGUAGAAGUUGACGAAGGCAGUAAGGCGUUACUUGACGCAUCUUUCAAGGACGUAGAGCAACGGCUUGGACAGGCCACCCAGGAAUUGCAGAAAGGUGACUUUGAUGCAAGAUUACAGCAGGAAGAGAGCAAACUACAACAACUCGAGGCUGAGAAUAGUAAACUUAAGCUCGAACUCAUGGAAUCUACUAAGCUCCUUUCUGACCGAGCACAAUUAGAUGUUCGCAAGAUGGAGUUGGCUGACAAGAAGCGGAAACUAGAUACACUCACCAGCACCUGGAGUGAUAAGAUAUCUAGCAUGGUCAGCGGCUCGUGGGAACCUUCAAACAUCAGUCGCGAAUUUCAGAAUGCUUUGCAGCUAAAGACACAGGCCUAUGACGAGUCAGUCCGAAAGCGCGACGAUACUGUCCAGCAACUUAAGCAAGUGCAGUAUACACUUUCUAGUUCACAGGCGACGGCCAGGAAGCACAAUGAAGAAAUGGAGCGAUGCAAAUUAGCGGUACUUGAUGCGCUUAAGGCGGCAGAUUCUACAUCCGAACCAAGCGUCGAUAAGUUACCUCAAGAGAUUGAGCGCCUUGAGGAGGAGAUCCUUACCUUGGAAAAGGAUCUAGCCCUCUUCGAACACUUCAAGGACUACUAUCUAGAAUGCCAGAAAGUGCUAAAUAAACAUAAUAGGUGUAAACUCUGCGAUCGCACCUUUGUCGACGUAAGUGAGAAGUCGCGCUUGGUUAAAAAAAUCAAGGAAGCGCUCGGAGAAGCUAAGAAGGAGGAGAUGCAAACCGAGCUAGCUGAGUGCGAAGAGUUAUUAGGAAAUCUCCGAGCUGUUCGUCCUCAAAGCGAAACAUACGCUAGACUAAUGUCAGAAAAGGGCGAUACUGACAGAGAGAUCCAAGUAGCUAAAGAAAGAGAAGAGGUUUUAGUGCAAAGCGUUGAGGAGAUGGACGAGGUUGUCCGAGGAAGACUAGAGGAAAAGCAAGACCUCGAGUCAAUGAGCAAAACGGUGCACAACAUCUCUCAAACACAGAGAGAGAUUGAAGAGGCUGAAGCUCAGGUGGAGAGUAUCAUGUCUCAACAGCAGUCCAGCGGUGCGGUUCGAAGCACCCAUGAGAUCCAUGAACUGCAAGACAGAUGUGCCGAGCAGAUGAAAGGAGUAAAGCACAGCUGUUCGCAGCUAUCAGGUGAUAGACAACGUAUGCGAGAUCUAAUAAGCUCUCUUGAACUUGAGCGGAGUCGACUAAGCAAUAGGAUCAGCGAUGCUAGUCGGCAGCUUGAGAGGAAAAAAUACUUCCAAGAUCAGAUUCAAGCUCAGAAAGAUGAUAUGAACAAGCAAAAAGAAGUUAUCCAAGAAGCAGAUAAAGAAAUAGGGUUAAUCGAGCCCGAGAUUUCCAAGGCCAAGGCUAUCCGAGAUGAUACACAGCAGAGGGGACGUGUAAAAGAAAAAAAAGCUGCUGAUGAGCGUGACGGACUUGCGGCAUCGGUGAACAAGCUCAAGUUGGUUAAUAAUGAUAUACAAGAUUACCUAGAUCGCGGUGGUCCAGCGCUCCUUGCUGCUAACGAGCGGCAAAUUCAGUCACUCGAUAAAGUCAUUAAGCGUAUCGAGAAGGACAUGAACGACUUGACAGCGCGAACCAACAAAAUCAAGGAAGAGGUCAGCAAUAGUGAGUUGAGAAAGAAGAAUAUUAUGGAUAAUCUCACCUACCGUAAAACUCUUCGCGACAUCGAAAAAUUCAAACGAGACAUCGAAGAGCUUGAGUCUCGUAAUGCUAACGAAGAUUACGAACGACUCGACGCCGAGGCUAAACACUGGGAAUCACGAAGCCAUAUGCUAAACGCGAAUAUAAGUUCUAUAAAAGGGACAAUGAUGAGCAAGGAUGGCGAGCUAGGGCGUCUAAUAGACGAGUGGGAAACCGAGUACAAAAUGGCAAAUGACAAGUAUCGCGAGACGCAUAUCAAGGUGGAGACAACCAAGGCGGUGAUCGAGGAUCUGGGCAAGUAUGGCACAGCGCUUAGCAAUGCCAUUAUGCGAUACCACGCACUCAAGAUGGAGGAGGUGAACCGGAUUGCGGGCGAGUUGUGGCAGAGCACAUAUCAGGGCACCGACAUAGACACAAUCCUAAUCAAGUCGGACAGCGAGGUCACGACGGGCCGCAGCUCAUACAACUACCGAGUUUGCAUGGUGAAGCAGGACACUGAGAUGGACAUGCGAGGAAGAUGUUCGGCCGGACAAAAAGUACUAGCAAGUAUCAUCAUCCGCUUAGCAUUAGCAGAAUCGUUCGGUAUCGGCUGCGGACUGAUCGCGCUUGAUGAGCCCACGACCAACCUCGACCGCGAUAAUAUUCGAAGCUUAGCGGAGAGUUUGCAUUCCAUCAUCAAGGCGCGAAAGGCGCAGGCCAACUUCCAGCUCAUCGUCAUCACACACGACGAGGAAUUCCUCCGACACAUGCGCUGCUCAGAUUUCUGCGACUAUUUUUACCGCGUGAAACGUGAUGACAAGCAGAAUAGCGUUAUUGAGCGCGAGAGCAUUUCUACUGUCCUUUAA
Messenger RNA from Daldinia childiae, 3924 nucleotides. Its product is annotated as DNA repair protein RAD50. NCBI's taxonomy places the organism in Eukaryota, Fungi, Ascomycota, Sordariomycetes, Xylariales, Hypoxylaceae. Gene Ontology annotation, cellular component: Mre11 complex; nucleus; condensed nuclear chromosome. The record is from RefSeq and is a predicted model, not a curated record. The transcript has a single exon. Gene Ontology annotation, biological process: telomere maintenance via recombination; double-strand break repair; telomere maintenance via telomerase. Gene Ontology annotation, molecular function: ATP hydrolysis activity; single-stranded telomeric DNA binding; double-stranded telomeric DNA binding. Bases 1 to 3924 code for a protein of 1307 amino acids.